AUGAACUGGGUUGGUGGAACUCGCACGCGACGCCGAGGCGGGCAACCGCAGCCAGCCACACAACAAAAGGAGUAUUUUGCUCGUCUUCGGUCAGAUCAAUGGGCAAAAAGUACCUUCCGAAAGAGAAUAUGCCGAAAACCCGAACACGCACAUCUACCUUUAGCUCACUGCUCUAGUCAACCGGCCAAUUUCCCAACCAGCAACACUUCGAUCCAACAAUCUCCCCUCGAGCCUUCACCUCAGACGACAAAGCCCAAGAGCCAGAGGCGUAGUGCAAAGCGAUACAACCAAACUGAUAUAGUAUCUCGCAGCAAGUCAUUUGUGCGAAAAUACAGCAGCCCCACCGCUGAGCCCUUUGCUCCAACUCCAGAAUCCCCUUCUCGAAACCCUCAGAGAUUGUUUCGGAAAAGGGAGCCAGGUUUCAGAGGCUUAGAUAGCGCCGUUGAUAUUCAAACUAAACAGACACAAGACCUUGGCAUUACCGACCUCUGUAAAGAAGCUAGGCCGACAAAAACCUGCAACCAGGACAAGGAGUGCGAUAGAAGGACUGAAAAUACCGCCUUUGCAGGUAGGGAACAGGAGCGUACCUCAAGUAGAGAGCUUACGCAGCAACAUCGCUUCAUAUCCUCCCACGGUGAAUCAUCAAGCUUUGCAGAAUAUGUGAGCCCAAGGGCUACACUGAAUUUGAAUUGGAAAGCAUACAUAUUAUUUCCAUAUCGAAAUCCGGCCGACAAAUCUAGGGUUGGAGCAAGGGGAAAGGAAAUGCAAGGAGCUAUUUUUGUUCUAUGA
This is a messenger RNA of Orbilia oligospora ATCC 24927, 789 nucleotides long. RefSeq lists its product as uncharacterized. Lineage: Eukaryota; Fungi; Ascomycota; Orbiliomycetes; Orbiliales; Orbiliaceae. The record is from RefSeq and is a predicted model, not a curated record. Bases 1 to 789 code for a protein of 262 amino acids. The transcript has a single exon.